UACUACCCGGGUUGUUUAGGCCAAGGUUUUAAUUUGAAUAAAAGUCAAACUUCUUCGUCACUAUAAUUAUACUAUUUAAAUGGAUACUUUUAUUGAACUUUAUGUUUGAGUUUUCGAUUUGUUUUUUUUAUUCAAAAAUUAAAUGUUGUACAGUAGCAGAACAUGAGAAAUAACCCAUCUACGGCAUCCUCUAAUUCCGAUCUGCAUCUCUUCUUAUAUAGUAGACUACAACUUGGCUGUCUCGAAUCGACUAAUAUUAAACUCUUAAAUACAUUUAAUAUUAUCAGAUUAGUUAUCUUAACUUAAAGUUGAAGAAAAAGCUGAAGCUAAAGCGAAAAAUCAAAAAAAUGAGAUCAAUCGUUUUAUUGCUGGCAUUUGCCGCUGUCGCAGUUGGUAAAGAUAUUAUUGCAACUGUGGAGCUUUUACCCCAUGACAACAUCAACCCUGUCACUGGAAAUAUUAGAUUAUUUCAAAGUGAUUCUGGUGGGCCCGUAACUGUAACUGGAACAAUUACUGGACUCACUCCGGGAAAUCACGGGUUUCAUAUUCAUGAGAAAGGUGAUCUUUCUAAUAAGUGUCUUAGCACUGGUGGACACUUUAAUCCUACAAAUCACGUACAUGGAGCACCAACAGAUACUGUAAGACAUGUUGGGGAUCUUGGAAACAUUAAAGCUAACGUUGAUGGUGUUGCUAAUAUAAAUAUUGUUGAUAAUGUGAUUUCGUUAGUUGGAACAAACAAUAUCAUUGGACGUGGUGUUGUUGUUCAUUCAGGUGUUGAUGAUCUCGGCAAAGGAGGACAUGAGCUAUCACCCAUUACCGGAAAUGCUGGAUCACGUGUAAGCUGUGGAGUUAUUGAACUUGAAUCUUCCGAAGGAAGUCUUCCAUCUUCGAGAUCGUCAAUUUCCAUUGGCCAUCAUACCGUACUAGUGCCACUUAUUUUUAUUGUCUUCAAAUAUUACAACUAGUGACAUAUUUACAUAUAUAUAACUACAAUAUUUAAUUAUAAUAUCCAUAAUUUCAUUGCUAAAUACAGUAUUCUAAAAUCGAUUUAUGAUAUCAUCGGUUUAUCUACAAAUAAAGUGUGUUAUUUUUUUACUGAAUUUAAAUACUUAAUCAUGCAAUUAAUGUUUGAAAUUUUUCUACCGCAAUUCGAUCAACUUCCAAUGAUUUAAUUACAGUAGCAAUGGAUGAAGAUAAAGAUAAAAAUCAUAUAAUAGAAAGUAAUUAAUAAAUGUAAUGCAUAAAAUAAUAAUGAUAAUGAUACUCAAUAAAUGACUUGAAGUUAACACUCAAGUAAAUGUAUUAAUAUUUAGAUAAUUGUAAUGUUACAUGUAAAUGUGGGUAUGAUGUAAAAAGAAAAUAAAAGAAUAAAAAUGUUAGGAUCUGAUGAUAGUGUGGAUUGAUUCAUAGACUCAAUUUCCUGAGUAUAGGCGUUAAAUUCUUGAAUAAGUGUGACGAUUUAUCGCUGAAA
Molecule: messenger RNA, 1471 nt
Organism: Microplitis demolitor
Lineage: Eukaryota; Metazoa; Arthropoda; Insecta; Hymenoptera; Braconidae
Exons: 5
Coding region: 348-965 (205 amino acids)
Biological process (GO): removal of superoxide radicals
Molecular function (GO): superoxide dismutase activity; copper ion binding
Source: RefSeq, a predicted model, not a curated record